CCUCUACGUACUACACCUCUUAUACAAUUUUUGACCAUCACUAUCAGUUGUGAAUUUCGUAUAAACUCCCCCUACUGUACCUUACUGCUCCAUAGUAUAUAUCUGGGUCAUUACUGUGAAGACAGAUUACGUAGCAUUCCCUUACCAAGAUGUACUGUGCGGUGGCAGCCAUAGCUUUGUGCCUGAUUGGGCAGGUCUAUACCAUGACAACAAUACCUCCUAACCAUUCACACAGUCCUCAUGUCCACGAAUCUAACGAGUUUGACCAGGCCUUGUUUUACUAUGACGCUCUAUCGCAUGAAAUGGUCAUGAAACGCGGGCAGCAGUGCUAUAUAGAGAGAGUGAGAGGUUCCUACCGACCACAGGUACAUACACCAGAAGGACUACUGAAGAUGGAGGAUAACCUCAUGUUUCUCGUUGCCAAGGGAAACCACACACAGAUGUCUCAUGCUGAUGUCAAGGCGUUAAGUGUGCACGUGGAAACCAUGUGUGCGGGUCUUGAUGUAUUUGUUGUGUCGCCUAAUCAUUAUCAUCAUCAUACUACAACUAUGAGCCCAAUUGUUUGAAUAAAAUUAUGUGUAAUUUAAAA
This is a messenger RNA of Pecten maximus, 589 nucleotides long. RefSeq lists its product as uncharacterized. NCBI's taxonomy places the organism in Eukaryota, Metazoa, Mollusca, Bivalvia, Pectinida, Pectinidae. Bases 150 to 566 code for a protein of 138 amino acids. The transcript has 4 exons. The record is from RefSeq and is a predicted model, not a curated record.